AUGUACAUCUGCCCAGACCAAACAGAACAUAGAAGACACCCUCUAAUCCGUGCUUCCAUAACGCAACUUUUGCCCUUGCACCUCCCUUUACAGGAAAGCCCAGGACAUCGGUAUACCAGCAAGGCGAUGCUAUUUCGCAUGGCGCAAGGUCGGCGCGUCUUCUUCUACGUUCAUGGUUAUUGGCGAUACGGCAUCCUAGUAGCUUAUUUCCGUGAUUCCAUGAUAGGCCACAUCCAUCACACCACGCAUGCCCUCAUAAACACUUCCCUCUCGAAAAUACGGCUCCAAGACACGCACACACCACUCGCCGCUAGUCUACGAUGCCCCCCAUUCGCACUCCUCGACGCCAGCGGGGGAGUAGCAGUGAGAGCAGGAGGACUCGGAGGCGCUACCACCCGUAUCCGCGCCCCGAUGCCGCGCGUGGUCCUUCGGAGGGCAAUGUUGCUGAGGCGGAGUGCGUCGUUCGUCCGGGCUUGGAGGAGCCAAACAUGGGCGGCGUUCAGAACGUUGAUCAGCGGCCUUUCCUGCGAUGGGAUGCUCAUGCGUGCUGGGUCGCCGCCUCCAUCGUCAUCAUCAUCAUCAUCAUCAGUUAUGUGCUACGCGGGGCCUGACACCCUCGGCGAGAUCGCCAUGAUCAACUUGCCACCUUCUUGA
Molecule: messenger RNA, 654 nt
Organism: Pleurotus ostreatus (oyster mushroom)
Lineage: Eukaryota; Fungi; Basidiomycota; Agaricomycetes; Agaricales; Pleurotaceae
Exons: 4
Coding region: 1-654 (217 amino acids)
Source: RefSeq, a predicted model, not a curated record